Molecule: messenger RNA, 1752 nt
Organism: Morus notabilis
Lineage: Eukaryota; Viridiplantae; Streptophyta; Magnoliopsida; Rosales; Moraceae
Product: B-box zinc finger protein 22
Exons: 3
Coding region: 269-1159 (296 amino acids)
Biological process (GO): regulation of DNA-templated transcription; photomorphogenesis
Cellular component (GO): nucleus
Molecular function (GO): zinc ion binding
Source: RefSeq, a predicted model, not a curated record
GCCUGCCACGUCGACUACCACCCUCGUGGCCUCAAAAAUAUCCUUCUUCUAAUUCUAGUGAGAGAAAGUAAUCUCUAUAUAUAGAUAUACAUAUAGAGAGAGAGAGAGAGAGAGAGAGAGACAGCUCAUUUCAAACGGAGAGGAUUUUUGGGGAGAGAGAGUGUGUCUGAGCUCUGGAGGGCGAAACUAGAAAGCGGCGGCGAUUCUAGAGAGAGAAAUUGGAGAUUUUUUCAGGAGAUAUUGAUAUUGUAGAGAGAGAAAGUGGAAGAUGAAGAUACAGUGCAACGUGUGCGAGGCGGCGGAGGCGAACGUGCUCUGCUGCGCGGACGAGGCGGCGCUGUGCUGGGCGUGCGACGAGAAGGUCCACGCUGCCAACAAGCUCGCCAGCAAGCAUCAGAGAGUUCCGCUCUCUACAUCCUCCUCUAACAUGCCUAAAUGCGAUAUCUGUCAGGAGACAGUUGGCUAUUUCUUCUGUUUAGAGGAUCGAGCAUUACUUUGCAGAAAAUGUGAUUUGGCCAUACACACAGCAAACACCUUUGUGUCUGGUCACCAGAGGUUCCUGCUUACUGGAGUGAAAGUUGGCCUAGAGCCAACUGAACCUAUUGCUUCCACUUCUUCUGGCAAGUCACUUUCUGGGGAGAAAAGGUCAGAAAUAAAAUCUCAUCCUGUGUCUAAGAGAGAGACCCCAACUCCAUCAGUUGGUGAUUGCAAGGUAUCGAGCGUCAAUGUUGGUGGUGGAGGUCAAGAUUUUGCAGCACCGAAGGUGUCAUUUACCGGGGGUUCCGCAGCUGGUAGCAUUUUGCAGUGGCAAAUAGAUGACUAUAUUGCAUUAUCUGAUUACAACCAUAGUUUUGAGUACAUGGAUAAUGGAUCAUCAAAGGCUGACAGUGGUAAGCUUGGAGACUCCGACGACUCAGUUUUUAGAGCAAGCGAGGAGGAACUUGACAAUGAUGAGUGCUUAGGUAAGGUACCCGAGACAUCCUGGGCUGUGCCACAGGUACCUUCCCCACCUACAGCCUCGGGGUUAUACUGGUCAAGAAGUUCUUACAGUUCAUCCAAUUAUGCUGCAUUUGUUCCCAACGUAUCCCCCUCCCGCAUGCAAAAUGCACCCACUUCUCAAUUUAAUGGUUCUAUCUCGAAACGGCGGAGGCAAUUCUAAACCGUGCUUACUGCUUGCCUUACGAUUCUUGAGUCGGGCUUCAUAGGAUGGGCAGCGGGGUGAUAGCCUUUCACUGCUUUUCCUCACUGAAGCGGAGAAAGCAGGAUGACCAAUGUGCCUGUGGUUUCCAUGAGAGGACAAAUUGUUGGUCUCACUUUCUGUAAGGGUAUUCUCAAAUUCUGACGCCCAUGCAAAAUAGUGUGUUUGGUUGAUGUGUAUAUGUAGGGUUUCUUAUAUAUGCAUCGACUUACCUUAGUAGGUUUUGAUUUCAAUAGGGCUUUGAAGUUGUUUCCUCAUUCAUUUUAGUUGGAGAAAUUACCGUCAUAUUUUGUUACGUGGUAGAUUUGAUCUUAUAGACCUUGAAGCUGGAAUGUUCUUACUUUUCUUUACACGAUAAAAUCAUAGGGGACUAUGUUGUAUGAUCAAUUCUAUUUUAUUUGGGUGCUGCGUUGCUCGAUUAAAGGGAAAAUUCAGUCUUCAGUUGAUUUAUGGUGUGAUUUAUUUUGUGUAAUAACAGAUGGAGGUCUAGGUAGAAUGUGCAUUGAAUGCUUUCGAAAAGCAUUGAAUGGAGAAAGCAACUCUUGAUCUUGAAG